Labrus mixtus (cuckoo wrasse) is the source of this 3779-nucleotide messenger RNA. RefSeq names its product cordon-bleu WH2 repeat protein-like 1b (gene cobll1b). Gene Ontology annotation, molecular function: actin monomer binding. NCBI's taxonomy places the organism in Eukaryota, Metazoa, Chordata, Actinopteri, Labriformes, Labridae. Bases 104 to 3115 code for a protein of 1003 amino acids. The transcript is spliced from 13 exons. The record is from RefSeq and is a predicted model, not a curated record.
GCGUAAAACCAAACACGGAACCUGCAGGCGGAAUAAUGACAAAUAUAUCCAAACCAACCUUUUCUGAGGCACUCUACAUGAAACGGUAUCUCUUUGAAGACUGAUGGAAGUUGGUAACUGCGUCGAAAACCGUCUGCAUUCAUGUCGGCGGGAUUUUGUUAAACCGAUGAGUUUAGUCAUGGAUGAUCACGGAUCCCAGCCCCAUCCACGGAGCUCAGAUCUGAGGGUGUCGACCAAAAGCAAAGCACCAUCCCCGCCAGGACUUAAGAAGUUGGAAUCCCCAGGUUUCUCCCAGUGGUACCCAGGAAACCCUCAUCUAAGCAUGGAGCAGAAGGAGAACCUGAUUGAUAAAGAACUCUCCCUCGUUGUGGUUCUGCCUGGAGGAAUAGAAAAUAUGACAACAGUCCAUGGAAGCAAACCCCUCAUGGAUCUGUUAGUGACACUUUGUGCAAAGUAUCACCUGAACCCCUCAGGCCACACUUUAGAACUCGUCACAUCCAACAGGAAGAAAACCAAACUCAAGCCCAACGCUCUGAUAGGAACUCUGGAUGUGGAGAAGAUCCUACUGAAACCUAAAGGGGAGGAUAAGAACAAGAAGACAGUUCCUCAUGUGCCUGAGGCGACCGUUCGGAUGGUGAUAAACUACAGAAAGACCCAGAAAACGAUACUGCGAGUGAGUCCCCGGGUCCCCCUGACUGAACAUUUACCUGCCAUCUGUGAGAAAUGUGAAUUUGAUGUGGAGACUACAGUCCUGCUGAGGGAUGUCCACUCCCUGGCCCCUCUGGACAUGUCCCACUCUCUAAAUGAUUAUGCAAUAAGGGAGGUCUAUGCAAGAGACACAAAAGGACCUGCCUCUCCUGUGAGUCCAGCCUCUCCAACCCGUACAGUGUUUCUUUUAGGAACAGUCACGCCGGGAAAAGAUAAAAAUCAGAAAGAGGAAGAAAACAAAGGCCUCUUCAGCAUGUUUAGAAGAAGCAAGAAAAAAUCCUACCAGGCAACGACAGUCAGCGCCCCGUCUUCCCCUGUGCUCGUGAGCAAGCCUCGACCUCUCAGCAUGGCCCUGCCGAGCUCUAAUUCAUCCAUGGUCGGUUCGCCUUCGAUACACGGUGAUUUUCCAAAGAAGAGACGCGCACCCCUCCCUCCAAUCCUGGUGUCUCAGAGCUGCUCCGCCAGCAUCAGUGCCAGACGAAGACUCUACUCUGAACCCAACGCUCAGCUGGACCACGACCAGAUGUCUGGUUUAAGUCGAGGGUCCUCAGCAGAGUCUUCACUGAAGAGAACCAAACGAAAAGCUCCUCCACCCCCAACUUCCCCAAGUGCUGCUUCCCAAGAAAAGGUUCCUCUAGAGGAGAACUUAGCAGGCGGUGCAGCUGCUAACACACUGGAGGAGAUCAUGGAGCAGGAAGAGUCCACUGCCUCUGUGAAGUCUGCUACUGCUAGUGAAACCCAGGGAGAGGACGGCAGCCCCGACAUGUCUGUCGAUGUUUCUUUACAUUCCCCGUCCCCAGACUCUGAGAUCCUGAGCAAAACGCCCACUGAGGGCCGUGGGGAAGAUCAGACUUGUGAUCUGUCCUCAGAUGGCAAUCAACUGCAGAGCACAGUAGAUGAGUCUGUAACCCUGAGUGAUGAAAGGACCAAUAAUGGCACAGAAUCACCUGAGCUGAUACACACAAGUAGUUCUUCAUGUCAAGUUGAGAAUGUCUGGGAACAGCCGACACCUGAAAGCGUCCUAGUUGAAUGCAGUUCUGUUCCCAGUAGCCCUCCUCCACCUGUGACACAUGAUGCAGGAUCACAGGCCUCUGCUCAGCUAAACACUGAAACCCCGAGCGAGCAGACCGACACGUCGGUGAGUCCGUCGACCGCCGGCACAUCGCGCCCCGCAGGAGAGGACGCUCAAGUACAAACAGAUCUCCCACCCUUAUCAGACCAAGCCCAUCCCCCCGUUUCCACUGAGGCAUCAGGAAAGAAAGAUAUUGCCACUUUGACGGAUGAACUGGACCUCGAGCCUGUGGAGACCUCGUCAUGCCAAGAGUCCCCACCACCAAGUGCCCCUGAAACAGUCAAAUCCCCGUCUAUUUAUGCCACAAAUUCCGAGCCAAAGCCCAAGCCUUCCAACGAGCUGACGAGGGACUACAUCCCGAAGGUGGGAAUGACAACAUACACUAUCGUGCCUCAGAAAUCUGCGGAGAAACUUCGAUAUUUUGAGGUUGCACUGACACUGGAGGCGCCCGCUGCUGUUGCUCCAGACGAGGGACCUGAUAUCGGUUCUCUUCAGCUGGAGGAGAACGCAGUAGUGAAGGGACAGAGGGAGGAAACAAGUAAGGUUCACUCUGCUGUUCCCAGGGCGGAUGUAAAGUCUAGCACUACUACUACUACACAAGACACUGUUAAUGGAAGUAUACCUGAAUCCAUUCAUUCCUCGUCACCAACCAGUUUACAGAGAGCAGACGGUAUGAUCCCAUCCCCGUGUGAAUCGGUAUCUAAAGCAAGUUCACCCUCAGAGGUCAAGGAGAUUAAAAUUCCACCAGCAACUAAACCCAAGCCUGGUUCUUUCCGCUUGGCACAGCACAAAAAAAAACCUGGGUAUUAUGUAACUUCAGCAGCAGGGAAGAGCCUCAGUGCCAGUCCAGAGAGAGCAAAGUUACCUCCCCCUCCUUCUCCGCCUCCCGUGCAGAGCCGAGAGGAGACAGCAGGGGCCGCUGAGGUCCAGCUGAGCCCCAGAGAGGAAUUAAAGACUGCGACGUUCAACAGAAUCACCAGGCAAAGUAGCUUGCCGAGCUCGGGGUUGAGCUUGGAAAAACUGAGGAGUUUCGCAGCCCCUCGGCCCUACUCCCCCGCGACGCCAUCCCGCUUCGCCCAGGCCGUGUCCUCUGCUGUGAAAAGAAGCCACUCUUUAUUCCAAGGCUCAAACUCACCACAGUCGCCCGUGCCUUCACCGCCAUGCUCCCCGAUUACAAGUCCCACUGCAGUAAUAGAGGCAAAAGAAUUCUCUGAGCUCAAGGACGGUGAAAAUAAAGAGCCGGACGGGGACAAAGACUCCACGCUGCAGGGAAUAGAGGAACAGCCACAACCUUUGGGUGGAAUUGUUCAAAUGGAAGGAGAGAGCAGUCCGUAGCAGUGCCUUAAAUCUUCUGACAAUUUAGGAUCUACUGUAAGAAAAAAUCCAACUCUUUGCGAUAUGUCGUACACAUGUAACCCCGGCACAUGCAUGGAAUCAAUGUUUUUUUUUUUUCUUCAAGGAGGGGUGUCCUCCUGUCUACUUUGAGUUCACCAGAACUUUUUAUCUGAUUGCACAGAUGCAAAAAACUGUCUUAAUUUUGACCUCUUUUGGUAGCCUCCAACAGUGUACAUAAAAUCUUUUGAUUGUUACUGUAUGUUGGUUUCUUUUCUCACGUGCUUAAAUAAUAUGGCUGACCUGCAUAAUUCUACGCCUUUCCUUUUAUUUUGUGUGAUGACUAUCUUGCAUUUAAUGCAUUACUGUUAUAAGUGAACAAGGAUGUUAAAUAAGAACAAUACUGUAAAUUAUUAGACGUAUUUCCACAGUGAUAAUACUGUUGGUGGUUUAUUCAGAAGAUGUAUAAUCUAAAUAAAAAAAUACUGGAUGUGUAGGACAGACCAGGUCUGACCUAUGGUACUUAAAUGCUCUUUAGAUUAUACAUUGAAUAUAUUUAAGUAAGAGUUUUGAAUGUGGAUGUAUGCAGAAAUACACUGAUGGUGCACAUCACACCUGUUUUUGUCUAACAGUGUCGUUACAAAUAAAACUUGUAUCAUUUCACAAA